AUGACGCAAAUCAUUGGUAGUCGUAGUCUUCGUCGUAAACGAAGUAAUGCUAAAACAACAACAUCAAAAAAUAAAAAAAUAAAAACAAUAUCAUCAACUCCAUUAAUUAUGGAUGAUGCAGAUAAAAGUGGUUUAAUUGAUUAUAUUGAUUAUAGUCUUGAAGGAAAUUCUUUUCUUCGUGGUAUUGAUGUACUUCAUCAUCCAUCCGCAACUAUUUUAGCUGAAUUAUUAAAUGAUCAACAGGCAAAUUAUUUUUCAAAUUUAGAUCAAAAUAAUCCAAAUGAUUUAGAACAAAGAUUAUCUACUUAUACAAAAACAUUAGUAAAAAGAUUAAAAAAUGAAGCUUGGUGUUUAGGUUAUCAUUUUAUUGAAAAAUGUUCCACUAGUGAAAAGAAACGUAUAUUUAAAAUUGUACCACCAAAUGAAAUUUAUCUUGAUGAUGAUCAUCAAUGUGCUAUUGAUCUUCAACCAUUCUUACCACCUAAUGAACCAGAAUUAACAAAAUUAUAUGAAAAAUUUGGUGCUUUGUGGUUAUCAGAAUGUGUAAAAAGAACAUUAGUACAUAAAGGAAACAUUGCUGUAUCAGAUCGAGGUAAUAAAUUACGUGAUUUAAUUCAAUAUCGUCUUGAUAUGUUAUUUGUUAAUAAUCGAGGUGAAAAAAUGGAAAAUCUUGAUGAAAAACAUGUUGAAAUGUUACGAACAAAUUUAUCUGCUUACGAAGUUGAUAGUAUUCAAUGUCAAUUAACAUUUCAAAAAAAGACAAUUACAUUUGACUCAAACAAUAGUAGUUCAUGUGCACUUGAAUAUGAUAAAAACAAAGUUGUAUUAUAUGUUCAAAAACAUAUACGUGCAUUUGAUUAUAUUGAUAUUGCAAGUGAAUUAGCUAGAUUUGUAUUUAAAAAACCAUUUGAUACAGUUGCUCAUACAAUAGGUGAUAAACUUGCAUCACCAUUACAAACACUUAAACGUCGUGGUAUACCUAUUGAUCGUUUACUUCGACACAAAAAACAAUAUAUACAUUCAACUAUUCAAAUGAUUGAGCAAAAACCUAUAUUAAAUCAUAAUAAUAAUCAUUAUUAUCAUGAAACUGAUGUUAAAAUAAAUGGUCAUGUAAAAGAUUUUAGUCGUCAACAAAUAAAAAAUGAUACUAAAUUAUUUUCAAUGUUAAACAUAGGUCGAGCAUAUACACAAACAAAAUUUAUUCAACAAGAAUAUGUUAACAAUGAAAUUGCUCAUUCAUGUGAAAUUGUACCAUCAGUUAAUAUGACACGUUAUAAAGAUUUAUUUUAUUCAAUACCAUUAUAUAUUGAAUUAAAUGUUCUUAUUACAAAUAAAAUGCUUGAUCAAGCUACGCAAUUAGCUUGGAUUUUAAGAGGACUUGCCAGUCAUGUAUUUAAAAUAUCUAUUGAAACAUUACGUCUUUAUCGAGAUAUUGAUGGAGCUCGUAUUGCAUUUAAUAACUGUCAUGUAUUAUUUUUUAAUCUUCGUUAUUAUGAACAAGUUUUUGCUGAUGAAGUUCAACCAUAUUUACAAGCAACAUCAUCAUCUAUACCAAUAAUACAUCGAAUUGUUAAUUUUUAUUUUAUAUUGACAUGUCAUGAACUUGCACAUAAUUUUGAAGCAGUACAUAAUUCUAAGUUUAUUCAUCAUUUGGAAACAACUGCAGUUAAAUUUAUGCCAGAAAAAGAUUUAUUCUUACAGAAAUUUUCAUUUCAAAAUUAUUUACAACAUAAUUUUGUUUGA
Messenger RNA from Rotaria sp. Silwood1, 1743 nucleotides. Lineage: Eukaryota; Metazoa; Rotifera; Eurotatoria; Philodinida; Philodinidae. The record is from the annotation of a GenBank genome assembly.